AUGUCAGAAAUUCCCCAAAACCCAGAGAAUCCCAAAACGCCGGAAGGCGCUACGCAAGAUGAAAGCGAUGUUCCGAGCGGGGAAUUAACCCGCGAGGAGAUGAAGGCAAAAAUGAAGAGAAUGAGCAAGAGGAUUGCCUCCUUGAAAAGAAAGUCAGCAAGGUCUAAAAAGGCUAGCAAGGUGACUCCCACCAAGCUAGAUUUUGAUGGAGAAGGUGGUAGGAAGGAGGGUGGCAACCCUGAGAAAGAAGCUAACCCCGAGACGAAUGAUAGAGAACACUCACAGGCUGCUAGUGUGUUCGACCGCCUUGGGAGGAAGCUGACCGAGCAAGACUUGCGGCACAGGCUUGGGUCGCACAAUGAUGAGGAAGUAAACAAGAAGAAAGAUCAACCCCUGGAUGGUGACUAUGAGGUUGCGCUUGGUGAUGGGGAUGAUAAGUGCAAGAUGGAAGAGCGGCUGGAAGCCUCAAAGAAGGGCCAAUUUGAUAUAGAGUACAAGCCAAGAACCGCCAUUAAGGGGCAAGCACUAGCUGACUUCAUCCUAGAGUUUCCACCCACUUUUGAAGUUGAAGGGAUGGAGUGUGUACCUGAACCUCAGUCUCCAAUAGCCAUACCCGAUAAUUGUUCCUCUUGGUGGAACUUGUACGUCGAUGGGGCUGUCAAUGGAAAUGGGGCCGGGGCUGGCAUUGUCCUAGUCAGUCCGGAAGGCCAUAAGCUGCAAAGCUCCAUUCACUUCGACUUUAAAGCCACCAACAAUGACGCGGAGUAUGAAGCCCUAAUAGCAGGACUGAAGCUAGCCUUGGAGAUGAAAGUAGAAAAUAUGAAUGUUUAUAGUGAUUCGAUGCUGGUAGUCUGGCACAUCCGUGGAGGAUUCCAAGCUAGGGGUCCCCGUACUGAUCUCUACAUGCGAUAUGCCCAGGAACUAAUUGGGAAAUUCAGGGAAAUCAAGCUAGAACAAAUACCAAGAUCUGAAAAUGCAGAUGCAGACGCCCUGGCCAAGUUAGGCUCUCAGAGGGAUGCACACAUGCUUGGGGUAAUCCCCCUCAAAAUCCAAUAUCAGCCUAGCAUCCCCAAGAUUAAAGUCCUGGAUGUUGAGGUCGAUGAGUCUAACCUUUGGACAACCCCAAUCCAGGAAUACAUAACAAACGGAACCCUGCCUGCAGACAAGGACGAGGCCAGAAAAUUAAGAUAUAAGGCAGCCCAAUAUGUAAUCUAUGAUGGAAUCCUUUACAAAAGGGGGUUCAACCGACCCCUCCUUAGAUGUGUUGCUGGGAUAAGAUGUGAGUAUAUUAUGCGCGAGGUGCAUGAAAGAAUUUGUGGGAAUCACUCGGGGGGUGCCUCCCUCGCCCAUAAAAUCCUCCGUCAGGGCUAUUACUGGCCUACCCUCUACAAGGAUGCUCAUGCCUUCGGCAAGGCCUGUGACAGCUGCCAAAGGUUCUCUAAUACGAAUAAGAACCCAGCGGUACCCCUAAAGACCCUGACAAGUCCCUGGCCGUUUGCUGUUUGGGGCAUAGAUCUGAUUGGUGAAUUACCCAAAGGGAAAGGAGGGGUGAAAUAUGUAGUCGUGGCUGUAGACUACUUUACUAAAUGGGCUGAGGCAGAACCCCUGGCUUCCAUCACUGCAAGGAAGCUGGUAGACUUCGUUUAUCGUGCAAUCGUCUCUCGAUACGGGGUUCCCUACAAGCUCAUAUCAGACAAUGGGAAGCAGUUUGACAGCAAUGAAAUGAUGAAUUUCUGUGAACACCUUGGCAUAAAGAAAGGCUUUUCCGCGGUGUGUCACCCACAGAGUAACGGCCAGAUGGAAGCCGUUAACAAGAUUAUUAAGAACACCCUGAAAGGCAAACUGGAAGAGAAAAAAGGAUGCUGGCCAGAAGAACUUCCUAUGGUGUUGUGGUCUUACAAUACCACUCCAAGGUCUACCACUGGCGAAACCCCGUUCACCCUAACAUAUGGGUGUGAAUCCAUGGUUCCCGUAGAGGUUGGAGCAGGGUCCUUCCGAAGGGAUAACUACGACCCUAAGAAUAAUGAAGUCAACCACAGGCUCUACCUGGACCUGAUUGAAGAAGUAAGGGAUACGGCUCAGUUGAGACUCGCUGCAUAUCAACAGAGGACUCGUAAAUAUUUUGAUAAGAAAGUAAGGGCUCGACCCCUCAAAACGGGAGACCUGGUUCUCAGUAAAAUGAUGCCUAACAUGAGGGUCCCCGCUUAUGGAGCCUUCGGUGCAAAAUGGGGAGGCCCAUACAUCAUCAAGACAGUGCUUUGGGAAGGUACCUAUCACCUUACAGACAUGGAUGGAAGACUCAUACCACGGGCAUGA
Molecule: messenger RNA, 2316 nt
Organism: Daucus carota subsp. sativus
Lineage: Eukaryota; Viridiplantae; Streptophyta; Magnoliopsida; Apiales; Apiaceae
Exons: 3
Coding region: 1-2316 (771 amino acids)
Biological process (GO): DNA integration
Molecular function (GO): RNA-DNA hybrid ribonuclease activity; nucleic acid binding
Source: RefSeq, a predicted model, not a curated record